This is a messenger RNA of Phycodurus eques (leafy seadragon), 886 nucleotides long. RefSeq names its product CD209 antigen-like protein E. Gene Ontology annotation, cellular component: external side of plasma membrane. Gene Ontology annotation, biological process: biological process involved in interspecies interaction between organisms. Gene Ontology annotation, molecular function: fucose binding; D-mannose binding. The transcript has 7 exons. The coding region runs from base 154 to 828 and encodes 224 amino acids. The record is from RefSeq and is a predicted model, not a curated record. NCBI's taxonomy places the organism in Eukaryota, Metazoa, Chordata, Actinopteri, Syngnathiformes, Syngnathidae.
UAAUGUCAUAGUCACAUGCCACACAUUCACACAGUGGUAAGCAAGGAGAACAACAACUUUGCCAGGUGACAGAUCUAAAUUUGAAGGCAAAGUGGUCAUUAAUGAGAGAAUAUAAAACAUCCAGCAUCAUUGAUACGAUCCAGGGGAUGCAACAUGGUGAGAUUUGAUCAUACAGAAGUCCCAGUGCAGAUGGACUAUGUGAACAUGACUCGUGCUUCAAGCCAAGGAGGGACAGAUGCAGUGACAGGAAGAAACGUGUACAGACUAGUUGCUGUGGUCUUUGGACUCCUGUGCGUCCUGCAAGCUGCUCUCAACAUUUCACUGCGUCUUACUACCUUACAUUCUUCCAAUAGCCAUCGCCGACAAGGAUGGGUUUAUUUCCCCUCUAGUUUGUAUUACAUUUCUUCAACAACAAGAUCCUGGUCCAGCAGCAGAGCCGACUGCCUUCGAAGAGGUGCAGACCUGGUGGUUAUCAACAGCAGAGAAGAGCAGGCCUUCAUAGUGAAAUUCAACCUGAGGGUGUGGAUUGGGCUGACCGAGAAAGACGGCACAUGGAAAUGGGUGGACAGGUCUCAGCUGACAGAAAGCUACUGGGCUGCAAAUGAACCUAAUAAUUAUGAAGGCACAAAGGAAGACUGUGUACAAAUAAGGUUCGGUGACAUCAAUAACAGCUGGAAUGAUGUCACAUGUGGAGAACAACACUUUUGGAUAUGUGAAAAGAUUGUGUCAGAUGGAGCCUAUUCCACCCGGCUUUGGGUGAAAGGUGGACUUCUCCCUGGACUGGUUGUCAGUCGUCACAGGACACACACAGAGAAAAGCAACCAUUAACUCUCACAUUCACACCGUCACUGAUUUGGAACGGAACCCACAGUACCUGCACCGAAGU